CAUACGCAUACUUUAUUUGCUGUCCACUUCUGUUUUUUUCUUUGGUAAAGGAGUAGCUGCAUCUCACAUGUAUACUUUCAUAUGGUCUCUUAAUUGAUUUUCUUAUUGUUUUUUUUCCUGUCCACCUGAAUUUCUAUCCUUUUAAUUCAUUUUCCGCUGACAUGAUUGGGAUAGUGUGAAGAUUUCUCACGUUAUUGGCAUGUAAAAUCCUCAUAAUUCAUAUGAGUGGAUGAAUCCUACUUCAGUGGUCAGGAAAACUUUUCCCAAUUAUAUAUAGUUGGGUAACUCAAAAUACAUCGGUCACCGAAGACAUGGAGGUGAAGGAAUUCCUAUCCAUGAAACAUGGUGAAGGAGAAACAAGCUAUGCUCAUAGUACACUCACGAAACGAGUGAUAUCAACGGCGAAACCUAUUCUAGAGAAGGCCAUCGAAGAUCUCCUCAGCGAGGGCUUUUCCUCUGAUGUCUUAACUGUGGCAGACUUGGGUUGCUCCUUCGGUCCUAAUACUUUCUCUGUGAUCACUACGAUCAAACGGAGAGUAGAGAAAACGUGUAACGAAUUGGGUGUAAAGCAGCCAGAGCUUCAAGUUUUCUUAAAUGAUCUUCCUGGAAAUGAUUUCAACUCUAUGUUCAAGUUCUUCUCUGCAAAUUAUGAACAACUUGAAGGAGAAAGGAGUAGUAGUGAGGGUAAGAAGUGUUUUAUUGCAGGUGUUGCUGGCUCUUUCUACGAGAGAUUGUUCCCCAUCAAUACCUUACAUUUUGCCCAUUGUUCCUACAGUGUGCACUGGCUCUCUCAGGUUCCACCAGGUCUGACAAGUGAAGUAGGCUUGCCAAUAAACAAGGGGAAGAUCUACGUCUCCAAUACUAGCCCCCCUGCCGUCAAGAUAGCUUACCUGCAACAAUUUCAAGAAGAUUUUACUUUGUUCCUCAAGUUGCGAUCAAAAGAGUUGGUCCCCAGUGGUCUUAUGCUCUUGAUACUUCAUGGUAGACAAGACCCCGACCCCUCCUCUAUCUAUGCUUGGGAACGAUUAGCAGAGGCCCUCGGAUCUUUGGUUUCAGAGGGACAAAUUGAGGAAGAGAAGUUGGAUUCUUAUAAUGUGCCCUAUUACACGGCAACAUGCGAGGAAGUACAGGAAAUAAUAGACAAUGAGGGCUCCUUUGACACUAAACAAUUGGGAACAUUUGGUCUUGAUAUUGGGUACAAGGAAGAGAAAGAAAUGCCAAUGCCGGCUAAGGGAAGAAAGGUAGCUAUCGAUAUCAGAAGAUAUACAGAACCCCUUAUUUCUAACUACUUUGGAAAUGAGAUUAUAGAACCAUUGUAUGAGAAAUUAACUCAUUUAAUAAUUGAUGACAUGAUCAAGAAGCCGCCUCCUGAAACUGUAAGCAUUAGCAUCGUUCUUCAGAGAAAGGGUUGGAAGUAAUUGAGAUAUAUGUUGGACAGAGUCCUAAGUUCCUAACAAUAAGGUGGCCAUUGAAGACUUAUAAUUAUGGUAGGAAGUUUCAAUAUGUAAGAAGUUUGGGUUGAGGUUU
Molecule: messenger RNA, 1527 nt
Organism: Macadamia integrifolia
Lineage: Eukaryota; Viridiplantae; Streptophyta; Magnoliopsida; Proteales; Proteaceae
Product: 7-methylxanthine methyltransferase ICS1-like
Exons: 4
Coding region: 312-1418 (368 amino acids)
Biological process (GO): methylation
Molecular function (GO): S-adenosylmethionine-dependent methyltransferase activity
Source: RefSeq, a predicted model, not a curated record